UAUAUGGUACUCCUUGAAGAAAGGACCUGAGUUUGUCGUAAAGAGAAAAACUUUGGCAACUGAUGUGACAAUAGAACACCUUAGGAGGUAAUUUUCAUCAUGUCCUCUUUGAGUUGGUUCCCAACUUUGAGCAGUGUGUGCCUGUUUAUUUAUUUAUUUCGGCGACUGAUGUGACAACAGAACACCUUAGGAGGUAAUUUUCAUCAUUUUCUUUGGUUCCCAACUUUGAGCAGUGUAUGCCUGAUUGUUUGUUUUGUUUGUUUAUAAGUUAAAACUGAAAGUUUGAUGCAACACAAAUUUCCAUCUGCACACAAAAUUAAACACUCCAAGUUGCCUAUUUGGUUGCCUGCCUGGUAUUAUCAGUUUAUCAUGUUAACUUUGGCAUUUUAACUUAUAUAUGUAUAUCAACGAAUCUAUACAAUAUCUUUGUGAAUGACCUGUAUCCAGAUGGUCUAUAUGCUUGCUAAAUUAUCUAUGGAAAUUUUGAUAUUUUCAUUUCAAAUUCCUGUCCUUUAGUGGUGACCGGAAGGACCUUGAAUUAAAAGACUAUAAUCAUUGAGCUCAAGGACAGCCUAUAGCCAAAGGCUAUGUGCAGCCUUUGAUGGAGGAUGAGUUGGAUAUUAUUUCGUUCUUUUGCCGUGUGUGUGGCAUCCUCUUGAGGACAACCGAUGAAAUUAUAGAACAUAGGAAGUCCUCAGGACAUCAUGGUGUUUCUGGUUCCAUGGACAACAAGCAGAAACUUUACUGCCAAGAAUGCCAAAAAGUGUUCUCCUUGCGCACAAAAGUGUACGGACACAAGCAUGAGACUGGUGGAUCACAUUCUAAAUUUCAGCUUAGAAAUCAUCAGCAAGAUGAAACAACACCUCCUGUUCUGAUGCCAAAGAUUAGGAGUUGGGUGCAGAGUGAGGCUGAUGAGGAACCCCCGUUUGACUACUCUGAAGAUGAAGAUGAUGAUGAAGAUGAUCCAAAUGAUCCGGAUUAUGAUCCGAGAGAAGAUUCAAAUUAUGAUCCGAGAGAAGAUCCAGAUUGUGAUCCGGCACAAGAUUUUGCUGAUAUUCCAGAUCCGGUAGAAGUGUCAAGUGAUGACGGGGCCAAAUUCAAGCCUACUACUCUUUCAGCCCUUCUGGAUCUUCCUCAUCCAAGUGACGAUGAGUCACUCAACCAAGAUGAUGAUAGUUCCUUUGCUGGCUUGGUAACACGAAGAACGUUGAAGCACCUGGGGUACAAGGCUCACGAGAGUAUUACCAUGAGGAAGGCACAUGGUGGUCAAACUGGGACUCUUAUUCCAAGCGAGACUGAUCUAGUGACACACAUAGACAUCGGGAAGAACGUCAGAUAUGUGCUCGUCUUGGAAAAGGAGAUUGCAUUCUACGAAUUAACUGGCACAAAGUUCCCAGAGCUAGAAAAUUGCAUUCUGUUGUCUGGGAAAGGUCAUUCUGACAUAGUCACAAGAAUACUGCUCCGGAAGAUAAGGAUUUCGUCGCCUACAUUGCCUAUGUAUUGUGUUGGAAUAUCGAGGUGGCCCUAA
Messenger RNA from Panicum virgatum (switchgrass), 1528 nucleotides. RefSeq lists its product as uncharacterized. Bases 602 to 1528 code for a protein of 308 amino acids. Gene Ontology annotation, molecular function: DNA binding; DNA topoisomerase type II (double strand cut, ATP-hydrolyzing) activity. Gene Ontology annotation, biological process: reciprocal meiotic recombination; meiotic DNA double-strand break processing; meiotic DNA double-strand break formation. NCBI's taxonomy places the organism in Eukaryota, Viridiplantae, Streptophyta, Magnoliopsida, Poales, Poaceae. Gene Ontology annotation, cellular component: nuclear chromosome. The record is from RefSeq and is a predicted model, not a curated record. The transcript is spliced from 6 exons.